This is a messenger RNA of Arabidopsis lyrata subsp. lyrata, 806 nucleotides long. RefSeq lists its product as uncharacterized. The record is from RefSeq and is a predicted model, not a curated record. Lineage: Eukaryota; Viridiplantae; Streptophyta; Magnoliopsida; Brassicales; Brassicaceae. Bases 337 to 558 code for a protein of 73 amino acids. The transcript has 3 exons.
AAGCUUACUUGGGAUGUGUUAAAUGAGCGUAAAUCACCAGGAGGGUGAAAAACCUCAAACAAUCAUAUAGAUGAUUUUCUUAAUUGUAUUGUGUUAAAAAUUUAUUGGGCUUGGGAUGUCGGCUGCUUGUAAACUUUCUUUCAAUUUUUUUCCUCAAUAAAAUCACUGAAAACUAAAAUACAAAGAAAAAUCACUAGAAACCAAGAGAGUCAAAGAUUAAAAAUGAUUGGCAGAGAUUUCAUUUGUUUUAUUUUUGGCUUUUUAUGUGUCUUCAUAGCUAAAUGGAAUUUUACAGUAUAACUGGAAAGAACAAAUUGUGAGAGAGGAGAGAGAGAGAUGGGAAUGAGUGGUUCUUCAGGUUUAGGUCAUGUGCUCAUGCUUCUUCUUCUUCUUAGCAUCCUCUUUCACCAUACCGAAUCUGCUUUGCCCUCUGAUCAUGAACAACUCUCAGUAACUGGGAGGAGAAUGAUGGCGAAUUAUAAGCCCAAUGCUGCAGUAGAAACACCACCAUCAAGAAGUAGACGAGGUGGUGGUGGUCAGAAUACGGGAGGAGAUUGAUAAGUACAUAUGUAUAAGACAAAUAGAGAUAUAUACAAGACCUUCAAGCAGUGGACUGUGGACAGAUUCAUCAACAUUACUCUCCUUAGCUUUGGCCAGUAUACAAACUUGUAUAACAAAUAAAUCACCAAAAAUAAUAUAAAUGUGAAUGUAUAAUUUGCACUUUAUGUGAUUCCAAGUAUGGAUUUUUAAAUUUUCAAAAUAUGUGAACAAAUGUUUGUGUAUAAUACUCCCUCAGUUUCAGUUUA